AUCAGACACAGACACCUCCUGCACGCCCUGCCCCAUCUCCUUCUGCUUCCCCUUCUACCUCACCUUCAAAGACAACACCCUCCCCUCUCAAACCGCCAGUAGCGUUUCCUCCUCCAUUGCCAAUUUCACCUGUGAAUAUCACCAUGUCUUCAGAAAGGGAGGAACGGACCUUCGGGUCCAGCCCUGUCCAACAAGAUGACGCCCAAGAGAAUAUCUCGAAUGAGAAUCAAGAACAUCCUUCACCAAAUCCCCCUUCAUAUGCUUCAUCAGUGGCCGAAUCCCAGACCUUGUUGCCUAAGAGGCCAAUUAUCGGCGGCCAGACUGCAAAGCUGCAGAACAAGAACAGAACUAGUGUCCAUGUCGCAUUCGCAGAUCUUCCUCGAGAUCUACCAGAGAUUCCCGAUGGGAUCAGCGAUAGACGAAGAGUUCACAAGGAACAACUUCACCUUGGAUUAGACACGACGCCUCCCAUACCACCGCGCCCAUUGAGCCGCUUAAGGGAUAUAAACUCACAUGACAAACUUCCUAGUAUCCGAAGUCCUCGAAACCUCAACUAUCAGCCGAGUGUUCGAUCAUCGAGAUCUGGUUCCAUCUUCGACGAUGCCCCAUCAAUGGCGCCCCCGGAGGGCUCCUACGUGUCCUAUGGCAUGCAUGAUAAUGGCUCUCCUCAGCGACCCUGGACACCAUCAUCACGGAUGUCCGGAUUCACAAGAUCCGAUCUAUCGAGGCCUCCUCCUUCGGAUGGCAUGUAUGAGCCCUCCGACUUGAAUGGCAGUCCCAGACCAGGAACUCCAUCAUCAAGAUAUGGCGGCAGUCCACGACGUCCACUUCCUCCUGCGCCUCUCUUUUCAAACUCAAGGCAGCCUGUCCCGCCAAUUGCUGACGAUGCGACUAUCUCCAUUCCUUUGCAUGAUACUUACGAUGACGAUGUCUUUGCGCCUGAAUCCGACCUGAGCGAUGCACGACCUCAUCCAGUUGACCGCAGCUCAUACAUGUCUUCUGAGUCGCAGGACACCCUGAACGAGGGAGACAUGGAAGACUACGACAAGGUUGAGCAUUAUGGCCCUGCCCCGACUGGCGCACAAGAGAGAAGAGGUGUUCGCGCACCUCAAAUGGCAAGAAAAGAGGUUCAGCUCAUCAACGGCGAACUAGUGCUUGAGUGUAAGAUCCCAACAAUUCUGUACAGUUUCUUGCCUCGACGAGGCGAGGUUGAAUUUACUCACAUGCGCUACACCGCCGUCACAUGCGACCCUGAUGACUUUGUCGAAAGAGGUUACACGUUGCGACAAACAUUUGGCAAGACUGUUCGAGAGACGGAAUUGUUCAUUUGUGUCACCAUGUACAACGAAGAUGAAAUAGGAUUCACUCGAACGAUGCAUGCCGUCAUGAAGAACAUCUCACACUUCUGCUCUCGAUCGCGCUCCCGUACCUGGGGUGAGACUGGGUGGCAAAAGAUCGUCGUCUGCAUUGUCUCCGAUGGUCGAGAGAAGAUUCACCCUCGUACUUUAGAUGCACUCGCUGCCAUGGGUGUCUACCAGCACGGUAUCGCAAAGAACUAUGUCAACAACCGCGCUGUGCAAGCACACGUCUACGAAUACACAACUCAGGUCUCUCUCGAUUCCGACCUCAAGUUCAAGGGUGCCGAGAAGGGCAUUGUUCCUUGCCAGAUGAUCUUCUGUCUCAAGGAAAAGAACCAGCGCAAGCUCAACUCUCAUCGUUGGUUCUUCAAUGCCUUUGGGAAGGCUCUCAACCCGAACGUCUGCAUCUUGCUGGAUGUUGGUACUCGCCCUAGUGGCACCUCGCUGUACCAUCUCUGGAAGGCCUUCGAUACUGACUCCAACGUCGCUGGCGCUUGUGGAGAGAUUAAGGCUAUGAAGGGCAGACUGGGCGCUAACCUGCUCAAUCCUCUCGUUGCGUCCCAGAACUUCGAGUAUAAAAUGUCCAACAUCCUUGAUAAACCUCUCGAGUCCGUCUUCGGAUACAUUACUGUCCUUCCCGGUGCCCUGAGUGCGUACCGAUACCACGCGCUUCAGAAUGACGAGACUGGUCACGGUCCUCUCAGCCAGUACUUCAAGGGUGAGACAUUGCAUGGUCAACACGCUGAUGUCUUCACUGCCAACAUGUACCUCGCUGAAGAUCGUAUCCUUUGCUGGGAGUUGGUCGCCAAACGUGGUGAGAGAUGGGUUCUCAAGUACGUCAAGGGAUGUACCGGUGAAACCGAUGUGCCUGAUACUGUUCCUGAAUUCAUCUCGCAGCGUCGUCGAUGGCUCAAUGGUGCCUUCUUUGCCGCUGUUUACUCCCUUGUCCACUUCAAGCAGAUUUGGUUUACCGACCACACCCUUGCUCGUAAAAUCCUUCUGCACAUGGAGUUCUUGUAUCAGUUCAUUCAGCUCAUGUUCACCUUCUUCUCCUUGGCCAACUUCUACCUCACCUUCUACUUCGUUGCAGGCGGUUUGACAGAUCCCAAAGUCGAUCCGUUCGGACACAACAUCGCUACCGUUAUCUUCCACAUCCUGCGAUAUGCCUGUGUACUUCUCAUAUCAACACAGUUUAUCCUGUCUCUCGGUAAUCGACCUCAAGGCUCUAAGAAGCUCUACCUUAUCAGUAUGAUCAUCUACAGCAUCAUUAUGGUUUACACGACAUUUGCUACUUUUUACAUCAUUAUUCACCAACUCACGUCUAAAGACGACAAGAUCAAGAUGGGUGAUAAUGUCUUUACGAAUAUGAUUGUAUCUAUCUUGUCUACGAUCGGCAUGUACUUCAUCAUGUCUAUCUUGUAUCUCGAUCCCUGGCACAUGAUCACGUCUUCGGCACAGUACUUUAUCCUUCUUCCCAGCUACAUCUGCACCCUGCAAGUCUACGCCUUCUGUAACACACACGAUGUUACCUGGGGUACCAAGGGUGACAACGUCAUGAAGACUGAUCUUGGUGGUGCUGUGGGUAAGGGUGAGACCGUCGAGCUGGAAAUGCCCAGCGAGCAGCUCGAUAUUGACAGUGGAUACGAUGAGGCUCUUCGCAACCUCCGUGAUCGUCUCGAAGUUCCUGAGCCUCCACCUAGCGAAUCUCAGUUGCAAGAGGACUACUACAAGAGUGUCCGAACCUAUCUCGUCCUCACAUGGAUGAUCGGCAACGGUAUCCUUGGUAUGGCCGUAUCGGAGAUCUACAGUGCUAGAGGCAUUGGCGAUAACUAUUAUCUGCGCUUCCUCCUCUGGUCCGUCGCCGCACUCGCCGUCUUCCGUGCCAUCGGUUCCACCACUUUUGCCAUCCUCAACGUGAUCAACAUGAUAGUUGAGGGUCGCGUCCGCUUGAGUCUCAAGGCACCUCGAUGGAUGGGCGGCCUAAAGGAGAGAGUCAACGACAAGAUGAGCAGUGUGUCGAGCAACCUACGCAGUUGAUGUGCACAUCAUCUUGAACUAUUUGCGCUUGAUUUUUGUUAUGCAUUUAGAAAAUGGGCAUCUGCAUCGGCGUGGUUUGGCGUUUUGACAUUUACAUCUGCAUGGAAAUGAUGAACCAAUCCCAGCUCUUUUCGCUUGGAGGAUGACGAUGGAGCAGAUGAGUUCUCGAAAACUAUAUGAUGCCGACCAUGAUUGUCGAGGCAACGAAUGUUUUGAUCGGAAUGUUUUGUUUAAUGGCUAUAUGUGAGGAAUUCGCUUCUGGGGUAGGAAUUGUGUAAAUAGCAGAGGAUAGAUGUGUAUACCCCGGGUUCAAUACGAUGCUUGUUAAGAUA
Fusarium redolens is the source of this 3727-nucleotide messenger RNA. RefSeq names its product chitin synthase class II. Gene Ontology annotation, cellular component: cell periphery; cell septum. Gene Ontology annotation, molecular function: chitin synthase activity. The coding region runs from base 144 to 3395 and encodes 1083 amino acids. The record is from RefSeq and is a predicted model, not a curated record. The transcript is spliced from 2 exons. Lineage: Eukaryota; Fungi; Ascomycota; Sordariomycetes; Hypocreales; Nectriaceae.